Cladophialophora carrionii CBS 160.54 is the source of this 1287-nucleotide messenger RNA. RefSeq lists its product as uncharacterized. Lineage: Eukaryota; Fungi; Ascomycota; Eurotiomycetes; Chaetothyriales; Herpotrichiellaceae. The record is from RefSeq and is a predicted model, not a curated record. Bases 1 to 1287 code for a protein of 428 amino acids. The transcript has a single exon.
AUGCCGACCCCAACCAAUGGCUAUCCUGCCGAAAAGGCCUCUGACGUCGAGGUGCUUCCGGCCCCAGCGACGUCGACCGAGACUCGUGCUGGCACGCCUCCAGCAAGACGCAGUGGUCUGGGCAGCCGUUUGUUCAAAUGUGGCUUUACGGUCAUCAGCGUCCUGCUCAUUCUGAAACUCCUCUAUCUCGGCUUCGACGCACUCCCUCGAGGCUGCAACGGGCUGGGAGCGCAAAUGUCUUCUAACUACCAUCCUAUCGGCGACGGUGGUCACCAGCAUCCGUUUCCACCGAUUGGGGACUGGAAACCCUUUCAGGGCACUACGCACUUCGAAUUCGAGCCCGCCGUUGCGUCUGGCUUCUCCGUCCGGGGAGCUCAAGCCUUCGGCAAAGUCGUUUUUGAGACCUCCAAACUCUCGGACAAAGUCGUGAUCGACUUGGACAUCAAGACCAGCAAGAAAGACAAGGACGGCGAAGUCACAGUCAAGGAGGAGAAUGGCUACCUCACCGUCGAUACCCCUAACACAGGCAAAAUGGAGACCUACGCCUCCACCAGAAUUCAGAUCCCCUCCAACAUCAUCGGCAAGUUUGUCAUGCCACAAUUCCAGGUCGAUGUUGGCCGUCACAUGGUCGACUUCAGUGGUCUUCCCGAGUCCCUCGAGAUCGACACCUUCAAGGUUCGCAUCGGCCAAGGAUUCGUCAAACCUGGACCCGUACACACCAACACAACGAAAAUCUCGAUCGGCAACGGUGCGCUGAAAGGCUCUCUUAUCCACGCGGCCUACGAGACCAACAUUGAUGUCGCUCACGGUAACGUCACUCUCGACAUCCCCGACAUCUCAUCGGGUAACCAGGGCGCCACUAAGAUCCAUCUCGGCAACGGGCACUUGAAGGGCACGCUCUCCGUCUACAACUCUACCAUCGUGGACGUAGCCUCUGGUGGUAUCUACAUUGGCGUUGACUUCAAACACUCCGAUCGCCGUGCCAGCCUGUCGACGAAGAUUGCGGCCGGAAAUUCACGUGUGUACGUCAACUCCAUCGCCGCGGAACGUCUGCUCGAGUCAUCCCAUUCAUCCAUCAACGGCGACCAAUUGAUCACAUACCCGUCCAACUUCCAGGGCACGAUUGACGCUAGAGGUGUCUUGGGCGACAUCAAGCUUGCAGGCAAGGAUCUUGCGGUUGAAAAGGUCGUCGGAGGUCUAGUGGGCCGACAGGGAGAUAGCAACCGGAACAGCGUCACCGUCAAGUCGGUCAGGGGAAAGCUGGACAUUCUCGUCGGAGACGAGUAG